UGAGGCGUGCUGUAAGCGGCUCUAGUGGUUAUUGGUACCACCUGCGGGAAAUUCUUUACCCGUUUGACGUCAACGCAUGACCGAGUGGUUUGUGGCAAAAGUGGACGCAUUUUCUCCUGAAAGUGGACGUUUUUUUCUCGUCACCUAUUGAGAAGAGGCCCACGAUGACGCCCCGCUGCUUUAUACCUGUGGCGUUGUUCAUAUUGCUUCUGGCGGGUUCCCUCGUAUUGGCCGUGACAAGGUUCCAUGAAGAAGGGGUCACCGAGAUUGAUGACUCCUGGCGGCCACGGGUGGUCGUUCCAACACAAGGCGAGGUGUGGCCACAGCCCGCGAACCAGACGAAAAGCAACAAGACUCUGUCUGUAGAUGCAAGCACAUUCUCGUUUCAGUACGAGGGUUCCUGUCCCGUAGUGCAGCAGGCACUGAAGCGCUACCAACGUCAGAUAUUAUUCCAAAACUGCUCGAGAUCUGAAACACCUGAAGGAGCUAGACGCAGACGUACUCGGUCCGCGCUAAGCCCUCAGACGCCUUCACACGACGGUCAUCUCGAUGUUUUAUUAGUAACGGUGUCCCAUCAAUGCGAAGACAUUCCGGAUCAUCGCAUGGAUGAAAGCUAUUCUCUUUCCAUAUCAUCAACAGAAGAAUCCUUUAUCUCAGCUCGUAGUGUUUGGGGGGUGCUCAGAGGACUAGAAACCUUCAGUCAACUAGUAUACUCGCCGGAUGGAAUGUCGUGGGUCGUGAACGAGACAGUGAUCUAUGACGAGCCGAGAUUUCCUCACCGGGGUCUCCUGAUAGACACAGGUCGGCACUUUCUACCACUGGAGUCCAUAAUGGACACAUUGGACGCAAUGUCGUACAACAAAAUGAAUGUUCUCCACUGGCACAUCGUGGACGAUGAGUCUUUUCCCUACGUGAGCAAGAAGUUCCCCAGCAUGAGCGAAAAGGGUGCCUAUGAUCCGGAAAUUCGCGUGUACGCGCCAGAAGAUGUGCAGUAUGUAAUCAGAGAAGCUGCUGCGAGAGGCAUUCGCGUCAUGGCCGAAUUUGACACGCCUGGACACACUCGGUCGUGGGGCGAGGCCUUUCCUAAUCUCCUGACGACGUGCUACAAGGGAACGAAACCCAGUGGUAAACUUGGACCGAUUGAUCCUAGUACGAAUGCUACUUACGAUUUCCUCAAGGCGCUGUUUUCUGAGGUGGCAGGAGUGUUUCCCGACCAGUACAUUCAUCUCGGAGGAGACGAAGUUAGCUUCGAUUGCUGGAAAUCUAACCCGAACAUAACGGAAUUCAUGGCCCAGAUUGGCAUUUCUGGGGACUACCGCAAGCUCGAAGAAUUUUACAUAAAAAGGUUGCUGGAUAUUGUCCAAGGGGUAAAGAAGAACUACAUGGUGUGGCAGGAAGUAUUCGAUAACAAAGUUGAGAUUGCGCCGGACACUGUGGUGCACGUGUGGAAGAAUCCUUUCCAAUGGGACAUGAGUGCAGUGACCGCAGCCGGUUUCAAAGCCCUUUUGUCGAGCUGCUGGUACCUGAACGUAAUCAGCUACGGUGUCGACUGGAAGAAGUACUACAACUGCGAUCCUCAUGACUUCGAAGGGACGCCCAAGCAGAAGUCUCUCGUGCAAGGAGGAGAAGCCUGCAUAUGGGGAGAAUACGUGGAUGCCACGAAUGUGAUCAGCCGCACGUGGCCCAGAGGAUCUGCAGUAGCUGAGAGGCUGUGGAGUCCUGCCUCGGUGCAGUACACGAAGAGAACAGCAUCCCGGUUCGAAGAACAGCGUUGCAGGAUGCUGAGACGUGGCCUCAAGGUUGAGCCGGAGAACGGGCCUGGUGCCUGCGAAUGUGACUACAUCUAUUGAAGCCAUGCAGCGAAGCAGUUGGCUCUUCACGAUGGAGAACGGACGAGCUGGCCUGGCGAAUUUUUUCCCGAUGAAAUGCCGAGAAAAAGAUCACCCAAUAGCACCUUUUUCGUCUAUAUUUUUUUAGUCCCAGUAUGCUAGGUUGCUGUUGGGGGCAACGUUCUGAUCACAAGCUUAGGAUGCCACAAGUUUUGUAACGUACAAAACGCAAUAAUACAAUUAUUAUUUUCUAAAUAAACUUUCACUCUCUGAAU
Molecule: messenger RNA, 2104 nt
Organism: Rhipicephalus microplus (southern cattle tick)
Lineage: Eukaryota; Metazoa; Arthropoda; Arachnida; Ixodida; Ixodidae
Product: beta-hexosaminidase subunit alpha
Biological process (GO): glycosaminoglycan metabolic process; carbohydrate metabolic process; ganglioside catabolic process
Cellular component (GO): lysosome; membrane
Molecular function (GO): beta-N-acetylhexosaminidase activity
Source: RefSeq, a predicted model, not a curated record